This is a messenger RNA of Paramecium sonneborni, 1224 nucleotides long. Lineage: Eukaryota; Ciliophora; Oligohymenophorea; Peniculida; Parameciidae. The record is from the annotation of a GenBank genome assembly.
AUGGAUAAUGCCAACUCAAAUUCUUGUAGAUUACCACCUUUAGAAUAAGAAAAUCAAAAAUCAAGGACUUUAUCAUAAUAAAAAAAUGCUAUCACGUAACAAAUGAUAAGCACUAACAAAUUUGAACCGAAGACAAAUUUAUAAAAUAAAAAAACUGGCCCUGCACCAAGUAAAGUUUUAGAUUAUUAUAUAUAUUUGUUAUUUUUGUGGAGGACAUGAUUGCAAAAAGGAAUAAGCUAUUUCAAAUAAAAAUAAAAAUCCUAUUGAAGGAUUGUAUUGAGAUUGGAUUACUGAUAAUAUUUUAGCUAUGUAAAGACUAAGUACGAUAUUAUACCUCAUUUCUAACAGAAUAGAGAUUAUCCUUUUAAAACAUAACAUUGGAGCAGUUAUCAAUUUAUAAUAAUAAGGAGAAUAUGCAGGUAUUGAAUUUUCAUAUAACCCUUAAUCAUUACAAUCAGGCAUUUAAAAUCUAAUCAAAAGCUAAGAUCAAUUUUUUAAUUAUAGAUAGGAAGAUAGGACAGGAUAUUCAUAAAUUAUAAAUCAUAAAAAAUUAAAAAAUCAAAGUGGAUUUGUAUAUCUCUUGAAUUUAAGGAAGAAUACUCUAAUUUUAAAAAUCAAAGAAAUGAUAUAAAAACUAAGUACUAUUUGAAUAAGUCAAAAAUUUUAAAUAGUGAAAUAAUAGUACUUUUGAAAAUCUUCUCAAAAUUUUUUUAGCUUUUGACCUAAUGGCUAAAAAAAUGAUAAAAAGGUUGCUGUUUAUUAUCUUGUUGGUACAGGCAGAACUAGAGUUGCAAUAGUAGCAUGAUUAAUUUAUGGAGAAAGAAUGCUAGAAGAAUCUAUUCGAUUAUUUUAAUCAAGAAAAAGAGAUUCUUUAGGCAAAAUUGCUUAAAGGGAUUUAUUAAAAUAUUUCAGAAAUGUAUAUAUAUAGUCUUAUAAAAUAGAAAAAGGUAUGCUUUCCCUAUAAUAUUCGGAUUGAUCUAUGAUGAUAUUGUAUAUUAGCAAAACCAAUAUUUUGUAAAUGAAUUAAAGUACAAAAUCAAAUUGAUUUCAAUCCUCUCUAUAUUAUUUUCAAUAGAAUCUUAAUAUUUUUAGAAGAUCAUAUACUUCCUUCAUAAUAAAUAUUAUAAACAUUUAUUAGCAAUCCUUUAAAUUAAUCACCUUUAGAUAAAGAAGAAUUAUAAAAACUCAUUAAAUAAUAUGAUGCCCACAAUUUUCUUUUAGUGA